CGCGGGCGGCGCCGGCGGCCGCAGGGACGGCGGGGUCCGCGUGGGGUUCCGGAGCGCGACGCGAGCUCCGAGUGGGCUCGGCGAAGGUCGCUCCUGCCCCAGCGUCCGCACAUCGCUCCUCCAGCCCGCUGCCAUGGGCCCCGAGCCGCAGGCGGGGCCGCCGCCGCCGCUGUCGCCGGUCGCGCGGCUGAGCUUCGCGGUGGGCCACUUCCUGAACGACCUGAGCGCCGCCAUGUGGUUCUCGUACCUGCUGCUCUACCUGCACGGCGUGCGCGCCUACAGCUCCCGCGGCGCAGGCGCGCUGCUGCUGCUCGGCCAGAUCGCCGACGGGCUCUGCACGCCGCUCGUGGGCUUCGAGGCCGCGCGCAUGCGCGCUUGCUGCGCGCGGUACGGCCCGCGCCGCGCCUGGCACCUGGCGGGCACCAUCUGCGUGCUGCUGUCCUUCCCGUUCAUCUUCAGCCCCUGCCUGGGCUGCGGGGAGGACACACCCGAGUGGGUCGCCCUGCUCUACUACGCACCCUUCAUCGUCAUCUUCCAGUUCGGCUGGGCUGCCACGCAGGUCGCCCACCUCAGCCUCAUCCCUGUACUGGCUACCAGUGACCACGAGAAAGUGGAGCUCACGGCCCUCAGGUAUGCCUUCACCGUAGUGGCCAACAUCGUUGUCUUCGGCGCUGCCUGGCUUCUCCUGCACCUGCAGGGCGCUUCCGGGGUGGGCCCUGCCCAGGACACCGACGUGGGUGACCAGCUGGGGGUCCAGGAUGUGCCCGUGUUCCGGAACCUGUCUCUGCUGGUGGUGGGCGUGGGCGCUGCCUUCUCCCUGCUCUUCCACCUGGGCACCCGGGAGGGGCGCCCACGGAGGGCAGAGGAGCCCAAUGAGUGCAGCCCUCUGGUGGCCCCCACAGCCCGGCCCCUGCUGCUCUGGAAGCACUGGCUGCAGGAACCAGCUUUCUACCAGGUGGGCGUGCUGUACAUGAGCACCAGGCUCAUUGUGAACCUGUCCCAGACCUUCGUGCCUAUGUACCUCACCUACUCCCUUCGCUUGCCCAAGAAGUUCAUCGCGACCAUCCCCCUGGUGAUGUAUCUCAGCGGCUUCGGCUCCUCCUUCCUCAUGAAGUCAAUUAACAAGUGCAUGGGGCGGAAUCUGACCUACUUCCUGGGCCUCCUGGUGGUCCUGGCCUUUGCUGCCUGGGUAGCGCUGGCCAAUACGCUGGGUGUGGCUGUGUACUCAGCCGCCGGGCUGCUGGGCACCGGCUCUGCCAUCAUCCUCGUCACCUCACUGGCCAUGACAGCUGACCUCAUUGGCCCCCAUACGGACAGUGGAGCAUUUGUGUACGGCGCCAUGAGCUUCUCAGAUAAGGUGGCCAACGGGCUGGCGGUCAUGGCUGUGCAGAGCCUGCACCCCUGUCCCUCGGAGCUGUGCUGCACGGCCUGCGUGAGCUUCUACCGCUGGGUGAUGGUGGCGGCGACCGGCGGCGUGGGCGUGGCCGCCGCGCUGGUGCUCUGCAGCCUCUUCAUCUGGCCCAUCCGCCUGCGGACGCGGGACUCCGGAGACCGGCCCUGACCGGCGCCCCGUGCAGCUGUGCCUCGGACUUGACACACCCGCACCCCGACCCCGGGGGCGCGGCGAGGGGCGGCGGGCAGCACCCCGCCGGGGCAAUGAAGGCCGGGCCGGGCGCCGAGGCGGUGGCGACAGCAGGAGCUUUAUCGGAACGCGGGCGCGCGCAUAGGGAGGGACCGUGGCGGCGGCGCCACGCAGCAGGGCUCCAGGCCCCAGGUCCGCGGGGCCCGCGAGGCGUAGCGCGGCCGCUGCGGCGCCGACAGGCACGGCACGUAGUCCCAUGUCCCACGCGGCUCCUCCCCGAACCGGUUCCGGUUCACCACUGCGGGACGGGGCAGGGGCGGGGCGAGACCCGGUCACCGCGCGGGCCCGGCCCCCGCCAGGUGACCCCACCCCCGCCAUCCCGGGACUUCCGGUGCUCUCGCUCCGCCCACGCGGGACUUCCGGCAAGCCCGCCCAGGCCCAGGUGAUCCGGCGUCCCGCACUUGGUGCCGGGCCCUUGUCCGGCUCACCGUAGUCCUUGCCGCGCAGGAGCCGGUCUCUCCACAGCGCGCUCCCCCAGCGGGUGCUCGGGCUCUUGUACUGGGCGGGGAGCACGGGGUCGUACCACGCGGUGUCGCGCACGUGCUGGGUGUAGGCUGCGGAGGCAGGGCCGGUCAGGGCGGGGCCUCCCCGGAUGGCGGGCGUGGCUAACCACCAUGGGCGGGGCCUCUCCCGAGGGCUGGUCUGGAGUUGGGGGGUCCAGUGCGCUUACCAGAGGGCAGGCCCCGCUGUCGGUGGUCGAAGCAGCCGUGCCAGCGGGCGUAGGCCUCGCGGUAGGGGCUGUCCAGGGCCCGGGGCAUGUUGUACCAGGCUUCGCGGGGGUCCGAGUUGGUCAGGCCGGUGUACAUCAGCUGGCCGGUUGCGUCGCGUCCCAUGGGCGAAUACUUCCAGCGCGUCCCAUGCUUGAUGGCCGGUGUCCAGCGAGGCCCCUCCAUGGACAGGUAGUCAUCGCUGAGGGUGGGGCCGAGGCUGAGUGGGGCUGGGGCUGGGGCUGCAGCCUCAGCUUGCACAAAUCAAGAAUUGGGAACCUCCCUGAACUUGUCCUCUUUAAACCCUUUAAGCUUGUCUUGCCAGAACACAAGGCACCUGACAGGGAGAGGGGACUGGGGUGUGACCUUACCAGGAUUCUAAGACCUUUGGGGGACUUGCUCCAGGAAGACCCCCUGCCUGGGAGUGCUCCAGGAAGCUGAGCCAGAGGCCUGGGGGGAAAGGGGAUUGGUAGAUCCAGGUUAAAUGGUAAGAGGAUGGGGCUGCAUCUGAGUGCCAGGCUGAAGGCAGAACUUGGCCUAAGCUGAGCUGAGGAAGGGCUUGCAGAGGUGGUAAGCAGCACAUGCAAAGGUCCUGGGGCAGUGGGGAUGGUUAAACAGAAUCGGCAGUGGACACAGGCCAAACACCUCAGGGUUAUUAAAAUCAGGGGCAUGGCCAGUGGCUCUGGUGAGCACCUGCCUAGCAUGGGCAAGGCCCUCCUACAGAAACACUUUCCUACCAGGCAUGGUGGUGAGUGGCUCUAUCCGGAUCUCUGGAAGGCUGAGGCAGGAUUGAGUGUUCCUGGCUCACCCCAGUUCCAUAACAAGUUUGUCUCCAAACAAGCCUGCACCUGGGUGUUUUCCAGUGUUUUCUGCUACCUCCCAGAGCAGGCAGGUGUGGGGCUGCCUUUUCUGCCUGGCUUCGGCUUGGUUUGAGCUUGGAGGAAGGUUCCCCAUCACCCAGGCUGGUUUGGAACUGACCCUCCCACCUCAGCAUCUAAGGGUCCCUUUCCUCCACACCCAGCAUCUGAUUUUUGAGCUGGUGCUAGACUUGAAAUCUGGGCCUUACACACUCAGCAUUUUGGCUAAUGCUUUACCACUUUUGAGUCACACCACCCUCCUGGAAUUUUGCUAUUCACUGGCUCUGAGUUGGGACUUUUCUGCCCAGGCUAGCUUUGAACCAGGUCUCAGGUCUCAGCCUCUGAGUAGCCUGGAUGCCAGCCUGGGCCCCCUGUGAAAGGAGGGGGAACUGAGAACAGGGCUGUCGGUGGCGCCCACCUCUCUGGAGCCCACCCAGCAAUGCACCACACUGGCCUGGAGCUCUGGUGGGGACCCACCUGGAGUGAGGGGGUGGGAAGUCAACUUCAAGGGUGCCCAAGGGGACGUAGGGCCGGGCAGCCUCCCGCCGCAGGGUCUGCAUGUCUGCCUCUGGGAUCCGGGGAGGCUCAGGGCAGGAAGGUGGCCAGGGCCAUUGUUGACAGGGACAAAGGCCACCCACUCCCGUGCCAUGGCAACGGAUGGGUACUCAGCUCUGGGCCCCGCCCUGGUCUCCCUCCCCUGCUGUGGCCACACUCCACUGGCUGGGGGGCAUUUGGGGCCCCUGAUGGUGGGCUCAGCCCUCUGGCAUCUCAGUGUCCCCUGCAUCUUCCACCUCUCCUCACCCCUGUCCCUCCCUUGACCUAACAUUCACAGCUGGGGACACCAGCAGACACCAUAGGAGGGGCACGCUGUGUGCUCCAACUCCACGAGGACCAUGGCACACCCAGGAACAGCAGGCGGCAUGAGAGGCCACACAAAAGACCACACCCGGUUGGAACCGUCCAGAACAAAAUCCGGACAGGAAGUGGAUACAAGGAGUGGGAUGGGAGGUGGUGGCCACUCCUGUGGAUGAGCUUCCUUUGGUGAUAAAGGGGGCUCUGGAAUUACUGAUGGUUAUAAAGCUGAACAUAC
Messenger RNA from Perognathus longimembris pacificus (Pacific pocket mouse), 4296 nucleotides. It is a transcript of the gene Mfsd12, whose product is annotated as major facilitator superfamily domain containing 12. Lineage: Eukaryota; Metazoa; Chordata; Mammalia; Rodentia; Heteromyidae. The transcript is spliced from 10 exons. Gene Ontology annotation, biological process: carbohydrate transport. Gene Ontology annotation, molecular function: symporter activity. The coding region runs from base 134 to 1561 and encodes 475 amino acids. Gene Ontology annotation, cellular component: membrane. The record is from RefSeq and is a predicted model, not a curated record.